Messenger RNA from Sorex araneus (European shrew), 843 nucleotides. RefSeq names its product kallikrein 1 (gene KLK1). The record is from RefSeq and is a predicted model, not a curated record. NCBI's taxonomy places the organism in Eukaryota, Metazoa, Chordata, Mammalia, Eulipotyphla, Soricidae. Gene Ontology annotation, molecular function: serine-type endopeptidase activity. Gene Ontology annotation, biological process: proteolysis.
AUGUGCUUCCUGCUCCUGUGCCUGGCCCUGACCCUGGCGGGGACAAGCGCCGUAGCCCCCCAUCCAGGCGUCGAUAUCCAUUCCCGGAUAGUUGGAGGUUGGGAAUGUGACACACAUUCCCAGCCCUGGCAGGCACUUCUGACCCUCACAAACCAGCACAAUGGAAUAUGUGGGGGUGUCCUCGUGCACCCCCAGUGGGUGCUCACAGCGGCCCACUGCAUUAGAAACAAUUAUAAAGUCUUGUUGGGGCUUCACGACUGUUUCUCAAAGGAUGGCACAGUCCAGGAAGUCCCCAGCACCAGCUUCCUGCACCCUCUCUACAACAUGACACUCCUGAACCUCCUGCGGAGUCCCAACUUGAACAUGACCUACUACUAUAAGACCUUCAGUGGAGCGGAUUUCAGCCACGACCUCAUGCUUCUGCACCUAGAGCGGCCCGUCCAGCUAAUGCCCGCAGUGCAGGUCCUGGACUUGCCCACGCAGGAGCCCCAAGUGGGAGGCAUGUGUCUUGCCUCUGGCAGGGGCAGCAUCAAUCCAUACUAUGAAAAUUCCAUCGUUCGUCCUGAGAAAAUCCAGUGUGUGGAUCUCACACUCCUGUCCAAUGAUGUAUGUUCCCGCGGCCACAUGUUUAAGAUUACUGAGUUCAUGCUGUGUGCUGGACACAUGAUGGGUAGCAAGGAUAGCUGCACAGUGAGCAUGGGGCCACUCAUCUGUGAUGGGGUAUUUCAAGGAGUCACAUCCUGGGGCUCUAACCUCUGUGCUCAAACAAAAAGGCCUGGAGUCUACAUCAAAGUAUUCUCAUACGUCAACUGGAUCCAGGAGAUCAUUGCGACACACGGCUAA